UAUUAAUAAAUUACUUAUAAAAUGAUUGCAAUUGGUUUUGAGGGUAGUGCAAAUAAACUCGGUAUUGGAAUCAUCAAAGAUGACGAAAUAUUAUCAAACGUUCGACAUACAUACAUAACUCCUCCUGGUGAAGGAUUUUUACCAAGAGAAACUGCUCAACACCACAGAGAACAUGUUCUUCCCAUUUUAAAGAAGGCAUUGUCAGAUGCAAAAUUGGAACUGAAAGAUGUAGAUGUUAUUUGUUAUACAAAAGGCCCUGGUAUGGGUGCUCCAUUAAAUGUAGCUGCUUUAGUUGCAAGAACAGUAGCUCAAAUGUUCAAUAAACCAAUUGUUGCUGUAAACCAUUGUGUAGGACACAUAGAAAUGGGUAGACUCAUAACUAAAAGUGAUAAUCCAAUUGUAUUAUAUGUAUCUGGUGGUAACACCCAAGUCAUUGCGUACUCACAACAAAGAUAUAGAAUUUUUGGCGAGACUAUUGAUAUAGCUGUAGGAAACUGUUUGGAUAGAUUUGCAAGAUUACUAAAUUUGUCAAAUGAUCCCAGUCCAGGUUAUAAUAUUGAGCAGCUGGCUAAAAAAGGAGAACAAUUGGCAACCUUGCCAUAUGUUGUAAAAGGAAUGGAUGUAUCUUUUUCUGGAAUUUUAAGUCAUGCAGAAAGUCAAUACGAAGCCUGGAUAAAUGAGGGGUACACAAAAGAAGAUUUAUGUUUUACACUUCAAGAAACAGUAUUUGCAAUGCUUAUAGAAAUUACAGAACGAGCGAUGGCACACGUGGGCUCGAAGGAAGUGCUGAUAGUCGGCGGAGUCGGCUGCAACGAACGUCUCCAACAGAUGAUGGGCGUGAUGUGCGAGGAGCGCGGCGCCAAGCUCUACGCCACGGACGAGCGAUUCUGCAUCGACAACGGCGUCAUGAUAGCCGUGGCAGGACUGCUGCAAUUCAAAGCCGACAAAUGUCGUGGAACCCCCUGGACAAAAACCAACGUCGUGCAGAGGUUUCGAACGGACGACGUCUACGUGUCGUGGAGAGACGAUUUUUUUUAUUAUUCAGAACGAGACUAUUCUUUUAUGAAAAUUUUGUAGAAAAGACGAAACACGAUACAAAAAAAAAAAAAAACUGAUUUUUUGUAUAUGAUUAAUUUUUACUUGGUUUUAUUGAGUCUACUUGGACGCUUUGCAGAAUAGUCGAGGCAAAUUUGUCAAGCAAAUUUUUGUAAACUAGACGCGUGAAAUUGGAAACGUCAAUAUGAGAAAGAAAAAAGAACAAAUUAA
Trichogramma pretiosum is the source of this 1266-nucleotide messenger RNA. It is a transcript of the gene Tcs3, whose product is annotated as probable tRNA N6-adenosine threonylcarbamoyltransferase. NCBI's taxonomy places the organism in Eukaryota, Metazoa, Arthropoda, Insecta, Hymenoptera, Trichogrammatidae. The transcript has 4 exons. Gene Ontology annotation, biological process: tRNA threonylcarbamoyladenosine modification. The record is from RefSeq and is a predicted model, not a curated record. Gene Ontology annotation, cellular component: EKC/KEOPS complex; cytoplasm. Bases 22 to 1077 code for a protein of 351 amino acids.